This is a messenger RNA of Ogataea parapolymorpha DL-1, 1317 nucleotides long. RefSeq lists its product as uncharacterized. The transcript has a single exon. NCBI's taxonomy places the organism in Eukaryota, Fungi, Ascomycota, Pichiomycetes, Pichiales, Pichiaceae. The record is from RefSeq and is a predicted model, not a curated record. Bases 1 to 1317 code for a protein of 438 amino acids.
AUGUCGUUUGAACAGAGAUUCUCAUCCCAAUCCGAUCAGAAUCAUCAAAUAGCUACCUCCAGUCAAGAUACAUCACCAGCCUCUCGUCCUAUGACAGCGUCAGGCGGCUCCACCACAAACGGCUAUCAUUAUAAUGUUCCGAGUAGACGCUCAUCUCUCUCUACUGCACCUUACACUAUACCAGUAAAGAGUUCGACCAAUAUGCCACCAGGAUCACAAAGGUUGUCAUCAUCGUUUAGUGGCACCACUGGUCCGUACUCUAUAAGCCCAGGAAACUUGGGGUCAUCACCACACACAGGUGGCCCAAUUCAUAGUCAUCUUCAUCAGCAACAACCCCAGCAAUCCCAUUUAGGCACUUCCGUUCCUAUGCUAAGUAGAGAAUUUGUCGUGCGUCGUAUAUCAGAGGGUGAAACUGGACGUUUGAAAGAAGAAUUAAAAUGUGAGGCUUGUGGUAAGGGAUACAAACACAUCUCGUCACUAGCAAAACAUCUUUGGGAACAUACACCGGAGUGGAAUAUGACCAAGAAACUACUUAUUAGUAAGCACCAACAAGUUCAAUUGCUAGAAGCCGCCAGUAUUCUUUGCAGCAUGACCGAAAACGGUUCGGAAAUUGGGGGUUUUAGAUCUCGUUCGCAAUCUUUGAGCACUCCUUCUCCUGUCUACGCUCAAGCUACCUCCUAUUCUCAAUCUAAUCAACGACCCCAACAAUCUCAUUACGCGCCACACACAAAGUUACCUGCUAAUUCGCCUCCCCUGCAAUCUCUAUCAUCUAUGAAUAAUAUUAGCAAUUUCCGUGAGCACCCCACAGAAGAGAUCAAUGGUCCUCGCCAAAUAGAAAAAGAGCCACCAAUAUCUCCAUCGCCAGAUGUUCAGAUUGAGAAUAAUACUUCAAAUUCUCCCUUGUCAAUAGAGGAGCACGGGGAGGGAACUCCUACCAAUUUGACUCUAACCGCACAAAAUUCAAAUUCAUACUUGCACUCUAACUUGAGUCACUCUCUUAGUGGGAUAACAGCAAAAACUCCAGGAUACACCACGACAUUACGUAAAAACUCCCUGUCACAAUAUCCUCCUUCAUCGUUGUCAACCUCUGUAUCAAGCACCCCACGGAAGAAUAUGCUAUGUCAAAAACCUACGAGGUCAGAUGAAGUGGACGGCCAUUAUGGAAAGGAUGGUUUGAUGGCACCAAAGACGGAAGAAUCCACAUCCUUCAGUGGCGAAAGCGAAAAUGAAGACGAAGAUAAUCAUUAUGGCAAGGAAUUUGUGCCAAGAGAAAACCGAGAAGAGGACGAAAAGAUUUUCGGAGAUUUAGAGGAUUAA